AUGUUCAAUUCAUUGAGAGUGGAAUGUGAAGUGGUAGUUAUUGAUCUUCUCGUUGUGUAUGAGUUCCUUGAUGCUUUUCCUGAGGUUAUUAGUGAUUUACCUCCAAAGCGUGAAGUGGAGUUCUCCAUAGAUUUAGUACCUGAUACUAAAACUGUGUCGAUGGUACCGUAUAAAAUGCCCGUGUCAGAGUUGAGCGAGCUGAAGAAACAAUUAGAAGAUUUCUUGGAGAAGAAGUUUGUUAGACCUAUUUUCAGCAAUCAUAAGAGUCUGAAGUAUUUGUUUGAUCAGAAGGAGCUGAAUAUGAGGCAGAUGAGGUGGCUAGCAUUUUUAAAGGACUACGAUUUUGAGUUGAGUUACCAUCCUGGUAAAGCUAAUGUGGUAGCAGAUGCGUUGAGUAUGAAGUCUUUGCAUAUAUCGAUGCUAAUGGAAGGUCAGAAGUUGGAUUUGGGAUUGCUUGAUCAAUUCGUUUUGAUUAAUCAAGGUAAAGAAGUGGAUUUCAUAGUAGACGAGAAUGGGAUUGUGAAGUUUCGAGACAAAGUUUAUGUGUCAGAGUUGCUAGAGAUUAAGAAGAUAAUUCUUGAAGAAGGUCCUAAAAGUGGUUUGAGUGUUCAUCCCGUAGCCACAGAGAUGUAUCAAGAUCUUAAAAAGACGUGUUGGCGGCCAUAUAGACUGAUUGAGUCAGCUCAUUUUGUUUCGAUAAAGAUCAAUUACCCAUUGCAGAAGCUAGUAGAGAUCUAUAUGAGUGAGAUUGUGAAGCCACAUGGUAUUACCUCGAACAUUGUUUCAGAUAGAGAUCUGAGGUUCACGUCAAGGUUUUGGGAGAGUUUGCAAGAAGCCUUGAGAACCAAGUUGAAGUUGAGUUCUGCUUGA
Lathyrus oleraceus (garden pea) is the source of this 870-nucleotide messenger RNA. RefSeq lists its product as uncharacterized. The coding region runs from base 1 to 870 and encodes 289 amino acids. Lineage: Eukaryota; Viridiplantae; Streptophyta; Magnoliopsida; Fabales; Fabaceae. The record is from RefSeq and is a predicted model, not a curated record. The transcript is spliced from 4 exons.